Messenger RNA from Grosmannia clavigera kw1407, 3924 nucleotides. Its product is annotated as two-component osmosensing histidine kinase. Gene Ontology annotation, biological process: phosphorylation; phosphorelay signal transduction system; cellular hyperosmotic response. NCBI's taxonomy places the organism in Eukaryota, Fungi, Ascomycota, Sordariomycetes, Ophiostomatales, Ophiostomataceae. Gene Ontology annotation, cellular component: membrane. Gene Ontology annotation, molecular function: phosphorelay sensor kinase activity. The record is from RefSeq and is a predicted model, not a curated record. The coding region runs from base 1 to 3924 and encodes 1307 amino acids. The transcript has 3 exons.
AUGACUGUGAUCACAAACGGAAUGUCCGACGACUCAAUGCUCGCAGCCAUCGCUGCCCUGAUCAAACCUCUUGCCAUCACGACGGGCGGCACAGUAGUCCCGUCCCAUAUCGACCUCCCAGGACAUGACUCGCCCGAGAAACACUGCCUGGAAGUCGAGUUGAUAGCCCUUAUCGAGAGAAUACACAAACUCGAGUCAAAGUCGCCAUGCAACGCCUGCGCCGCCUGCGCUGCCGCCACCGUCUUCCCAGACUUCCCGCCCGAGACGGCCGACUCGUUUUUUAGCAAUGAGACCGCCUCGUCCAUCACAAGCAGCGCCUGCGGCGGCGCCCCGCCACCACUGCCAGCCCCGGAUUCCGACAGCGCCGUCAGCGCCCGCAGCAGCUUUGCCGAAGACAGUGUUCUGGUUGCCACCAAGCUGACUAGCAAGGCGCUCGUCGGCCUGCACAAGCACGUCGACAACCAGUCCAAGCUGCUCGACUCCCAGCGGCAGCAGCUUGCCGGCGUCAACGCCCAGCUGCUCGAGCAGAAGACCCUGCAGGAGCGUACCCUUCAGCAGCUUGAGCUCCAGCGCGUGGCCACACUCGAGCGCGAACUAUGGAAGCACCAGAAGGCCAACGAGGCCUUCCAGAAAGCCCUGCGCGAGAUUGGCGAGAUCGUCACCGCCGUCGCCCGCGGCGACCUCUCCAAGAAGGUCGGGAUGAACUCGGUCGAGAUGGACCCCGAAAUCACCACCUUCAAACGCACCAUCAACACCAUGAUGGACCAGCUGCAGGUCUUCUCCAGCGAGGUCUCACGCGUCGCCCGCGAAGUCGGCACCGAAGGCAUGCUGGGUGGCCAGGCCCAGAUCGAAGGCGUUGACGGCACCUGGAAAGAGCUGACCGACAACGUCAAUAUCAUGGCCCAAAACCUGACCGACCAGGUGCGCGAAAUCGCCUCGGUCACCACCGCCGUCGCCCACGGCGACCUGACCAAGAAGAUUGAGCGCCCGGCCCGCGGCGAGAUAUUCCAGCUGCAGCAGACCAUCAACACCAUGGUUGACCAGCUGCGCACUUUUGCGUCCGAGGUCUCGCGCGUCGCCCGUGACGUCGGCACCGAGGGUAUGCUCGGCGGCCAGGCCGACGUCGAGGGCGUCAAGGGCAUGUGGAACGAGCUGACGGUCAACGUGAACGCCAUGGCCAACAACCUGACGACCCAGGUGCGCGACAUCAUCAAGGUCACCACAGCCGUGGCCAAGGGCGACUUAACCCAAAAGGUCCAGGCCGAAUGCCGCGGCGAGAUCUUUGAGCUGAAGAAGACGAUCAACUCCAUGGUGGACCAGCUACAGCAGUUUGCCCGCGAGGUUACCAAGAUCGCCCGUGAAGUCGGCACGGAGGGUCGCCUGGGCGGCCAGGCCACCGUGCAUGACGUCGAGGGCACGUGGCGCGACCUGACCGAAAACGUCAACGGCAUGGCCAUGAACUUGACGACGCAGGUGCGCGAAAUCGCAAAGGUGACCACGGCCGUGGCACGCGGUGACUUGACCAAGAAGAUCGGCGUCGAGGCGCGCGGCGAGAUCCUCGACCUCAAGAACACCAUCAACACCAUGGUCGACCGGUUGGGCACGUUUGCCUUUGAGGUCAGCAAGGUGGCCCGCGAAGUCGGCACCGACGGCACGCUCGGCGGUCAGGCCCAGGUCGACAAUGUCGAGGGCAAGUGGAAGGACCUGACCGAGAACGUGAACACGAUGGCGUCCAACCUGACGUCGCAGGUGCGCGGCAUUUCCAGCGUGACCCAGGCCAUUGCCAACGGCGACAUGACCCGCAAGAUCGACGUCGAGGCUAUGGGCGAGAUACUCAUCCUCAAGGUGACCAUCAACAACAUGGUUGACCGCCUGUCCGUCUUCUGCAACGAGGUCCAGCGCGUGGCCAAGGACGUGGGUGUCGACGGCAUCAUGGGUGGCCAGGCCGACAUUGCCGGGCUCAAGGGACGCUGGAAGGAGAUUACGACAGACGUGAACACGAUGGCGAAUAAUCUGACUGCCCAGGUUCGUGCUUUCGGCGACAUUACCAAUGCCGCCACAGACGGCGACUUCACCAAGCUGGUCGAGGUUGAGGCGUCGGGCGAGAUGGACGAACUCAAAAAGAAGAUCAACCUGAUGGUGUACAACCUGCGCGACAGCAUCCAGAGAAACACGCAGGCCCGGGAGGCGGCUGAGCUGGCCAACAAGACCAAGUCCGAGUUCCUCGCCAACAUGUCGCACGAGAUCCGCACUCCCAUGAACGGCAUCAUCGGCAUGACCCAGCUCACGCUGGACACCGACCUCACGCUCUACCAGCGCGAGAUGCUCAACAUUGUCAACAACCUGGCCAACAGCUUGCUCACCAUCAUCGACGACAUUCUGGACUUGUCCAAGAUUGAGGCGCGGCGCAUGGUCAUCGAGGAGAUCCCGUACACGCUCCGUGGCACCGUCUUCAACGCGCUCAAGACGCUCGCCGUCAAGGCCAACGAGAAGUUCCUCGACCUCACCUUCCACGUGGACAGUUCGGUACCGGAUCACGUGAUCGGCGACUCGUUCCGGCUGCGCCAAAUCAUCCUCAAUCUCGUCGGCAACGCGAUCAAGUUCACCGAGCGCGGCAAGGUCAGUCUGACGAUCCGUAAGGCCGGCCAGGUCGACUGCAGCAGCGGCGAGUACGCCAUUGAGUUUGUCGUGACCGACACCGGCAUCGGCAUCCCGGCCGACAAGCUGGACCUCAUCUUCGACACCUUCCAGCAGGCCGACGGCUCCAUGACCCGCAAGUUUGGCGGUACGGGCCUGGGCCUGUCCAUCUCCAAGCGUCUGGUCAGCCUGAUGGGCGGCGACGUCUGGGUCGAGAGCGAGUACGGCAAGGGCAGCUCGUUCUACUUCACCUGCGUCGUCCGCCUGGCCGUGAGCGACAUCUUCCAGAUCCACAAGCAGCUGGACCCGUACCGCGGCCACCAGGUGCUCUUCAUCGACAAGGGCGUCAACCGGAACAGCGGUGACAUUGUAGCCAUGAUGAAAACGCUCGGUCUAGUUCCGGUCGUCGUCGACUCGGAGCGGAACCCGUCGCUGACCCAUGCCCGCGCCAAAGCCUCGCCGCCCAAAGACGUCGUCAUCGUGGUCGACUCGCUCGACACGGCCCGUCGACUGCAGUCGAUCAACAAGUUUGAGUACGUGCCGAUCGUGCUGCUGGCACCGGUUGUGCAGGUGAGCCUGAAGUCGUGCAUCGAGCUGGGCGUGACGUCCUUUAUGACGUCGCCCUGCGACCUAGUCGAUCUGGCCAACGGCAUGGUGCCGGCGCUGGAGAAUCACGCGACGCCUUCGUUGACCGACAACACCAAGUCGUUUGACAUUCUCCUGGCCGAAGACAACACCGUGAACCAGCGGCUGGCCGUCAAGAUUCUGGAAAAGUACCACCACGUCGUGACGGUGGUCGGCAACGGCGAGGAGGCCGUAGAGGCCGUAAAGCAUAAGAACUUUGACGUCAUUUUGAUGGACGUCCAGAUGCCGGUGAUGGGUGGUGUCGAGGCUACGAGCAAAAUCCGCGAGUACGAACGGUCUGGGAACGUCCAGCGAACUCCCAUCAUUGCGCUGACGGCUCACGCGAUGAUGGGCGACCGAGAAAAGUGUCUGCAGGCCCAGAUGGACGAGUACCUGUCCAAGCCGCUGCAGCAGAACCACCUGAUCGAGACGAUCCUCAAAUGUGCCACGCUCGGCGGCGCUCUGCUGGAAAAGAACCGGGAACGCGAGCUCGCAAGGCACAGCGAGUCCAAGGUGGCGACACAGUCAACAUCGGCCCUGUAUGUCCCGACGCGCGUGGCUCUACUUACGCCGCUCAGCCGGCCGGUCACAGCUGGCGAUGCGGACCAUCCGGCGGCGUCCCUGGUCGACCAAACGGCAGAAAAUCAAAGGGCAAGCAGCUAG